CUCAUGUAUGAGACUGACCGAAAACGCCACACGGCCGAGCCCACAUGUCUGGAAUGCACACGCGCAGCCCUCCGACGACACGGUGUUUGCGGGUGCCAAGGCUGCCCGAAUCGGCGCAAAUUACAGCACCCAUUUCGGCCAGGGUGUGUGAGCGACGAGCGUGUUUCAGAGCGCGCUCUACUAGUCCCCUGGUUCAGCGUUCAGCCCCCUCUCCCCCUCCCGAGGCCGCCAGCCAAUGCGGACGCGAUGUUCAAUAGUUUGGUUUCCUUUGCGGGGCUUGCCGGCGUUGCGUUUCGUGCAACACUCCAUUGCGAGGCUCUUGCUCGUUGGGUGUAGCUCCAAUCCUUGCAUAGAGCACGCUAAGCUCAGAGCAGAGGGAAGAGGCAGAGAGGCGUGUGCUCCCUGCGCAACUUCACACUCCGUCGUUCGCUCGUUCGCUCGUUGCUCGUUCGUUCGCUCUGAAACCCCAGUCCUACCUUGCCAGCCUGUCAUUCUACCGCCUACUACAUACACUCCCUCUCAGCCCGCCCUGCUACUGGUACCCGCACAUACCCUUCAACCGCACCGUCCUACACCAUACAGCAACGAUAAACGCCACCCACAGCAGCCCCAUUCGCCCGCCCCCCGUCCGUGAGAGAGAGAGAGAACGGAAGAGACCCAAGUGACGCGGCGUGGAUAGCUCACUCGCCAUCUACUUUACUCACGGAAA
Tricharina praecox is the source of this 709-nucleotide messenger RNA. RefSeq lists its product as uncharacterized. The record is from RefSeq and is a predicted model, not a curated record. The transcript is spliced from 2 exons. The coding region runs from base 236 to 634 and encodes 132 amino acids. NCBI's taxonomy places the organism in Eukaryota, Fungi, Ascomycota, Pezizomycetes, Pezizales, Pyronemataceae.